UAUUUUAUUCGCCACCAUUUUACUCACCGUCUUCGUCACCGAUCUCUUUUAAUAAUUUACAUUAAUUCGAGUCUUUUUAAAUUGUUCGUAAUCAAUUUAAUCAUCAUCUUAUUAUUCGUAUCAUUAUCAUCUGUCUUAUUACUUUCUUUUGAUUCUCUGUCGCAUUUCGCGAUUUUCUUUCAUUAAUUGUGUGUCAUUUUUGUCUCUCUCUCUUAUUCUCUUCUAUUCUUCUUAGUUUUUUUCUUUUCUUCUUCUUCUCUUUUUCUGAUUGGUUCAAAUUGAAUAUUCACCAGUUGAACACUUACACACAUUUAAACGGACCAUCUUUCACCAUCUUCUUCUAACCAUCCGAAUAAACUGUCUUUUUGUUUUCCUUCCUGUGGUUUAAAUUUGUUUUCUCUUGAGAAUUUUUCUGGUGUCUCUUGUGGAAUUCUCUUGUCUUCUUAGCCGUCAACCCAAACAAAACUUGAAAUACUCUUUGUUUUUCUUUAUAUUAUUGUAUUUAAAUCUUUGAUAAUAUGACGAGUGUUGUUGAAACUGCUCCUGCUGUCGUUGCCACUGAAGGUACAACUGAUUCCAAAAUUGAGGAUAAAGUUGGUGGUGGUGAUACCAAUAAUACCAAUAAUUCAACUACUGUUGUUGGUGCUGAUGAUGAACAAUCAAAGAAAACAACAGAGGCAACUACUGAAGAAUCAAAUAAAGAUGCUGUUACUGGUGGAAAACCUAAACCAAGUGUACACAAAGUAGAUUUUGAGGAAGGAAAAGUCUACUUGUAUCAAUUUGAAAGAUGUGCAUCAUUACCAUCAUCAUCAUCCCAUUGUCUUAAAUUGGAGACAUUUUUACGAAUGGCAAAUAUUCCAUAUGAGAAUGUUGAUCAUAAAAUGAGAUACAAAUCAAGUAAAGGAGAUAUGCCAUUUGUAGAAUUGAAUGGACGUGAAAUUGCUGAGACCGAUGCUAUAAUUGAGGAAUUAUCGAAAGAAUUUAAGAUUGAUUUAAAUUCUGAUUUGACAGGCGAGCAAAAAGUCAUAGCCCAUGCUUUAGAAUCUAUGCUUGAGAAUCACACCGCUUGGAUUAUUAAACAUUGGCGAUUUAAACACCCACAAGAGUUUCUUAAAGUUUCUGGAACUGAUAUAAAGAAGACAAUUAACUCUAAGCUACCUCAAUCAGUUCUCAAUUUUAUGUUCAAAAUAGGAUUCAAAAGUAAUAUCAAAGACCUUAUUGGGCAUGGCAUUGGUCGUCAUGAUGCUGAACAAGUAUAUGCUACUGGGCGUAAAGAUUUGGAAAUGCUAAGCAAUGCAUUAGGCGAUAAGCAGUAUUUCUUUGGAGAUAAACCCCGAUUGUUGGAUGCUGAGGUUUUCUCGAUACUUGCCCAAUUCAUUUUUGUUCCAUUCGAGAAUUACGAUGAAUUUAUCAAGAAUGAUACUUCUAAUCUAUUCAAAUUUGUUGAGAGAAUGAAGGAACAAUACUGGAAGGAUUGGGAUACAAUUUGUCAAGCGGUUGAAGUUGAAUCAGGCAAAAAGGAAGGUGAAUCAGAAGACACCAAGAAAUCUGACGAAGCUAUCGAAGAAGAAAAGAAAAAGAAAGAAGAGCUCAAAAAAGAAAAGGAGGAAAAGAAACGUAAAGAGAAAGAAGAAAGAGAGAAGAAAAAGAAGGAAGAGAAAGAAGAGAAAGAGCGAAAGAAGCGCGAAGCAAAGGAAAAAGCAGAAAAAGAAAAAGCUGAGAAAGAAAAGGCCGAAAAAGAGAAGGCAGAGAAAGAAAAGGCUGAAAAGGAGAAAGCUGAACAAGAGAAAAAAGAAGCCGAAGCAAAAGCUGAAGGUGAAAAAGGAACUGAUGGAGGAGAUAAAGCUGAUAAAUCUGGUGGUGAAGUAGAUGAAUCUCAAGGUAAAAGCGAAGCUGGUGGUGGUGGUGAAGUCGGUGAAAAAUCAGCGGAGAAAAAAGAUGAUACCAAAGAAAGUGAAGGAAAAUCCGGUUAAAGAACAUUUUAUAUCGUUUGUUUAUUUUAUUCCCGAUAACAUAAAAAGUAAUUCGAAAAAGAUUUCAACAGGUCAACAAAUCUGAAAUUUCAGGAAUAUCAAUUUUACAGGUCUGACACCUUAUUAAAGACAAGCAAUUUUCUAAAUGCAGCAACAUUUCUCAAGCCUGAUGUUUCUCCUCAUCAAAAAUUUUCUUUUCAUAAACAAAGAUCUGAUCACAUUAGAUCUGCUUUCAUCUCAAUUUGCAACUUCAAACAACAAAACCCCAAUCGAAACAAAUCAUUUUCUCUCUUAUGUAUUAUUUGCCCAUUCACAUAACACAAACACACACAAAACCAUAAUUUCAACAUUAGGCAUUACAAUUUCUUUUCUAUCCCUUUAAAUUUUUUUUUCUUAUUUUAUAUUUAUUUUUAAAACUUAAAUAUUAAAUUUUGACUUGUGAUUAAGA
Molecule: messenger RNA, 2421 nt
Organism: Panonychus citri (citrus red mite)
Lineage: Eukaryota; Metazoa; Arthropoda; Arachnida; Trombidiformes; Tetranychidae
Product: failed axon connections-like
Exons: 4
Coding region: 519-1973 (484 amino acids)
Cellular component (GO): cytoplasm
Source: RefSeq, a predicted model, not a curated record